Messenger RNA from Stylophora pistillata, 630 nucleotides. RefSeq lists its product as uncharacterized. NCBI's taxonomy places the organism in Eukaryota, Metazoa, Cnidaria, Anthozoa, Scleractinia, Pocilloporidae. The record is from RefSeq and is a predicted model, not a curated record.
AUGGCGGCUAAAGAUAAAAGCGAAGAAAAUCUAGACAGAUGGGAGGACCGCCACGUGCAAAUGCUGAUAUGUUGCUGGAAGGAAAACAAAUCGUCCUUUGGUAAUGGAAAAAGUACAAAAAAAGAAGUUUUUGAAAAGAUCGCCGCCGACUUCAAUGGAAAGUCAGAUUUAAAAGUGUCUGGUAUCCAGUGCCUAAGGAAAUGGGGGAAAUUAGAGGCUAAACAAAAGGAGAUUGUUGAUCACAACAACAAGAGCGGAAAUGGUACACGUACGUGGAAAUAUUAUGCACAAAUGGAAGAUUGUAUUGGUGGACAAAGUAGUGUCAACCCAACUUUCACUCUGGAAUCAUCUUCUUCUACAGUCAUUUCUGAUCAUGGAGAGAGCUCGUCUGAAGACGGCGAAAAUUCAUGUGCUCCACCCGACAAAAAGAAGAAGACUCCUUCCAAACGCCCCUCAAAGAAACGAAGAAGCAGAUCCUCAGCGUCCGAAAUGCUUGAAUUUCUCAGGGAAUGUCAAGGUAAAAAAGAAGAGGUUGAAAACAAAAAACUAAAACUUUUACAGGAGAUAAAUGAGGAAAAAAAAGCUUUCAGGUCAAAUCUUCUGGAGGUUAUGAAAACUUCAAACAAGUAA